Oncorhynchus tshawytscha (Chinook salmon) is the source of this 627-nucleotide messenger RNA. RefSeq names its product agmatinase, mitochondrial-like. The coding region runs from base 76 to 366 and encodes 96 amino acids. NCBI's taxonomy places the organism in Eukaryota, Metazoa, Chordata, Actinopteri, Salmoniformes, Salmonidae. The record is from RefSeq and is a predicted model, not a curated record. The transcript has 2 exons.
AUGAUAUUUGUGCAUCUGUAACUUUCUCACUUGUGUCUAACAAAUUGUGCUUGUUACACAAAAGUAAGACAAUGCAUGGUCCUUUACAGAUUUAUCUAUCGUCAGAUCAGAGCAGGGUCUGCCAUGUUGAGGGCCUACAAAAGUGACACCCGGGCAAUGCCCUAUGAGUCUCUGACGGUGGCUGAUGUUGGGGACGUCAACGUGUAUGAGGCCUACCGUACAAUCCUGGCCACGGGCUUUAUCCACCUUACUAUUGACUCGGCCCUGUGGGUCUCAUCCAUGUGGAUGCCCAAGAUUGGCCCGGGACCCCCUUCAGACGUUGUGGGUAGAAGGGCCUGCUGGACUGCAAGAGGGUUGUCCAGAUAGAGCUGUGUGGAACACGCUACUCACCUGAAGCCUACGAGUGGAGCCGAGGACAGGUACACACUUCAUUGUGUGUAGUGGUCUUCCUCACCUAUGGCGACACAAACAUUAACAAUAGUUAAAAAUACAGGUCCUUCAGAAAGUAUUCACACCUCUUGACCUCUUCCACAUUUUCCUGUGUUACAACCUGACUUUAAGGUGGAUUAAAUUUAGAUUUAAAAAAAAAAAAUCAUUGCCCUCCACACAAUGCCCCAUAAUGUCAUA